This is a messenger RNA of Mirounga angustirostris (Northern elephant seal), 3612 nucleotides long. It is a transcript of the gene MYF6, whose product is annotated as myogenic factor 6. Lineage: Eukaryota; Metazoa; Chordata; Mammalia; Carnivora; Phocidae. Gene Ontology annotation, biological process: positive regulation of myoblast differentiation; positive regulation of skeletal muscle fiber development; regulation of transcription by RNA polymerase II. Bases 96 to 824 code for a protein of 242 amino acids. The transcript is spliced from 3 exons. The record is from RefSeq and is a predicted model, not a curated record. Gene Ontology annotation, molecular function: protein dimerization activity; RNA polymerase II cis-regulatory region sequence-specific DNA binding; DNA-binding transcription factor activity, RNA polymerase II-specific.
UGUCACCGCACUAAUUAAAUGCCAUCUGGGUGGUUCCUCUGGGUUUUUGAGCCCAUCACCCAGUUCAGACCAAGUCAGAGUCCAAGGAGGAGAACAUGAUGAUGGACCUUUUUGAAACUGGCUCCUAUUUCUUCUACUUGGACGGGGAAAAUGUUACUCUGCAGCCAUUAGAAGUGGCAGAGGGCUCUCCUUUGUACCCGGGGAGUGAUGGUACCUUGUCCCCCUGCCAGGAUCAAAUGCCCCCGGAAGCUGGCAGCGACAGCAGCGGAGAGGAGCACGUCCUGGCGCCCCCAGGCCUGCAGCCCCCCCACUGCCCCGGCCAAUGUCUGAUCUGGGCUUGCAAGACCUGCAAGAGAAAAUCUGCCCCCACUGACCGGCGGAAAGCUGCCACUCUGCGCGAGCGGAGGCGCCUAAAGAAAAUCAACGAGGCCUUCGAGGCACUGAAGCGGCGGACUGUGGCCAACCCCAACCAGAGGCUGCCCAAGGUGGAGAUUCUGCGGAGCGCCAUCAGCUACAUUGAGCGGCUGCAGGACCUGCUCCAUCAGCUGGAUCAGCAGGAAAAAAUGCAGGAGCUAGGGGUGGACCCCUUCAGCUACAGACCCAAGCAAGAGAAUCUUGAGGGCGCGGAUUUCCUGCGCACCUGCAGCUCCCAGUGGCCAAGCGUUUCGGAUCAUUCCAGGGGGCUCGUGAUAACUGCCAAGGAAGGAGGGGCGAGCAUCGAUUCGUCAGCCUCGAGUAGCCUUCAAUGCCUUUCUUCCAUCGUGGACAGUAUUUCCUCCGAGGAACGCAAACUGCCCUGCGGGGAAGAGGUGGUGGAGAAGUAACUCGCAGCCGGAGCUUGGGAUGUUCUCGCGCCGCGGGAGGACCCCCCCUCCUUCUCCUAAUCCUGUAGCUUGGGUCACAUUACAUUAAUAUUUAGGAACCCAGGCCCAGGAGUUUAUGAAAGGGAAGGAGACCUGUUCACAAGGAAACGUCUCAGAAACUGUUGUGCACGCUCAGAUGAAAAAGCCUUUCGGCUUUGGGCUUUUACUUUUGGAACCGCGAGUGGCUUAGCUCUAGCAGCCUGACUUUGUAUUUGUGUGGCUAGUUGUGUAACCUCUUACCUUUAUUCCGGUGAUCCUUUUGUGCCGUGUUCAAAAGAAGUUCAUUCCUGUCCGAAGCCAAGUGGGAACGUUGCAUCGAAAUGUUAGUGGUAUUGAAUGUAUUUUUGUAAAUAUUCUUAGUACUUUCAUUUUUUAUGUAAACCCAAGAAAUAUAUUUUAAAUGUGGAGUGAUGGAUUGCAUAUAAAAUGUGCGAGGAUCCUGAUAUUGUAAUAUCAAAAAAAAAAUAAGUUUCUUUAUAAACCAAAUUGGUCCCAAUUUGAUUCAACUGAAAAAAAAAAAUGUUUGGGAGCAGGUGCACAUAAAUAAAGAGGAGCCAUAUUUUAACUUAGACGCCACACAAGCCCAUUUGUUUGGGUGUGUUCUUAAAGGCUGACUGAAAGGGAAGAAAAUGGGUUAUUUUCCUGUGUCUGAAUUAAACUGUUCACUUUUCUAUCUCAUACAGACCUCACACUUGUGGUUAAAAGUGAAGAAUAUCCAGGAGGAAUCUGCCCUCUUCUCCUUUAUCACCAUCUUUUUUAUGUUUUCAACUGUCCUAUACCUGGAGCUCUGGGUGAGAUUUACUUACCCAGAGUUAACAACUUGAAUUUUCAACCCAGUAAAAUCUCAUUGUUGCAAGAGAUAGCCACACAAAAACUUGGAUUUGCCUAAAAAGCUCUUCAGCUAAUUUACCCCAAAUUACUUUGCCUCUUGACUUUCCAGGCCCGGCCCUUCACCAAGAAGCCUUCCUCUGGAGGACCCAGGGGCUGCACUGGCCUCCCAGCCAGGUCGCUGGCCCCUCCCUAAUUUUCUUGAACUAGACUGGUUAGAAGACUGGAAUACCAUCCAGGCCUCGUGUGGCUGGGGUUUGUUUUGCAAAUAGAAAGAUAAAAGAAGGGAACAAUCUGUUUCCUGAGGUGGGGGAAGGCUUCGAGAGAGGGAAGGGUUAAAUGGCUGAGGGCAAAAGACAACCACAACGCACAUGAAACCUCUUAGCUGGACCAAAGAGCAAAGCCCCCAGAGAGGCAUGAAGCCCCAGGAGCUCCUCACGGCCAGGAUUUUACAACGUGUGCCAGGUUUGUUUAUCCUGUAACUUCAGGAAGAAACGACCACCAAGAAUCACAGUGGGAAGUGAAGCGGAGGAGAGGGCCAGCCAUUUCUCUGGAAUCGCUGCUUCUCACUUGCAUUCUGUAAAUGGCACCUUCACUCCCAACACCCCUCCCCACCCUUGACUUCUUCCUUCCUUUUCCCCACAGCGGGUCCUCAGUUUACAAAUGUGAAAAUCAAACCGAAUCCAAUAUUUCCCAGCCCAACCUGGCUUCCUAACACUCCAGUCUGGACGUUCCUUUUGCACACCACAGAAGUUCCAGAUACCACCGCAGACAGCGCCCCCUGCAGGCACGGAGCAGUAUCGUGCCCCUUUUCUAUCUCUAAGGGCCUCUUUCUGGGGGUGAUAGUUACUCUGUCUUCUGAGCACCUGGAUAAUGCUCGUUUCUCCUAGAAUGCUUAUAAAGUGCAGAAAGGUUCACAGAGAAAACUGACAUUGACAUACAAUCUCUCCCAGAGGUUUGAGAAAAGCAGGUGGGAGUGUUAUGGCUGCAAACUGCUGAGUUGCUGUGGGCGCUGCCUACUUAGAUUGAACCCGGGUUGCUCCUGUGUAGCCUUGGGCUAUCCCAGCUCCUCCCUCCUUCCCGUUUCCUCAUUUAUAAAAUAAUGGUGAGGACAAUAACGGUGCUUAACUCGGGGGUGUGAAGAUUUCGGUGAGAUAAAACACAGAAAAGCUUUAGCCGGAGCAGAGCACCGAACAAAUAUUCAAUGUGGGCUCUCUGUAUUUUUCAUUAAUAAAUCUACAUUGACCAUCAAAUGCUUCUCUUCCCCCCAAAGCCACAGUUCCUUCAAAUACUAUUGGCUGCCUGCGUUGCAGGCGCUAUUUGGGAAAAGUAUUGAUAACAAUGAAAUCAGUAGCAAUAUGAAUGACUCAUUCUUAGCAUUUUACAUAUGCACUCAGAAUCCUACAACUACUGGUGUUGAGGGAAACUUGUUACUUCUUUUGAGAAAAGGCUUCUUGGGUACGAAGAGUUUCUUGCAUUUUUGUAAGCAUAGGUCCAGGGCUUGGAGGCAGUAAAUACCAGAGGCUUCAAGCCUGUUGGCUCAAUCACCUGCGCCCUGAAAGAGAAGCCUUGGCAAGUAAGAAAGAACAUUUGUGGUCCAGAACAGUUUGGCUCUCUUUAGCAAUUAUUUUUCAAAUGUUCUUUCUCAAGAGUGAUUAGCUAGCGAACUCCAAAUUAGGGCAGUAACUUAAUUAAAGAAAAACUGUAGAGCAUUUCAAAUUAUCCAACCAGAACAUGUAUAUGAAUAUGAAUAUGUCUGGGUGGUGUGUAUAUCCAUUCAUCAUGCUUAUUAUGUAUCUAUGAUUUUUUCUUGAGAAUCAAUAUUUUCCCUAAAAUGUUUGUCUAUACAUAUAUAUUCUAUAUGUAUACACAUUACAUAUUAUAUAUAUAAUAUAUAUAUAAUAAAAUAUAGGUAUAUAUA